Molecule: messenger RNA, 853 nt
Organism: Coregonus clupeaformis (lake whitefish)
Lineage: Eukaryota; Metazoa; Chordata; Actinopteri; Salmoniformes; Salmonidae
Product: CD209 antigen-like protein E
Exons: 6
Coding region: 1-711 (236 amino acids)
Biological process (GO): immune response; biological process involved in interspecies interaction between organisms
Cellular component (GO): external side of plasma membrane
Molecular function (GO): carbohydrate binding
Source: RefSeq, a predicted model, not a curated record
AUGGAAGAGAACAUCUAUGCAAAUGAUGAUUUUACACUCCCUUCAAGAAAGAGUGGAAACAGAGGCAAUUCCACAAAGGAAGGAGGCCCAGAAUCUCCUCAGCAAGGGGUAGCAGCCUCUCUCUCCAGAGGGUUCCAGGUCCUGUUGGCUGUUCUCUGCCUCACCCUGCUCUGUGCUCUGGGUGCUUUGGUGGGCCUCUAUGUCAGUAAGAGCAACCAGUUUAAUUCACUAAAGGCACACCACAGUAACCUCACAGCAAGCCUAAGAGAGGUCCAAGGUUGUAAAGCCUAUGUGGGCUGGACAUUUCAUGGGGGGAAAUGCUACUUCUUUUCUACUGGUCGAAUGAGCUGGACUCAGAGUCGAGAUCACUGUGUCUCAAUGGGAGGUCACCUGGUCAUCGUCAACAGCCAAGAGGAACAGAAAUUUUUGUAUUCAAGCACUGAAAAUAAGACACACUGGAUCGGACUGAAUGACUUGGAGACUGAAGGACGGUGGCUCUGGGUGGACAACAAGCCUCUGAAUCAAACUGGAGUGCAAUUCUGGUGGUUGAGGUCAAAAGAGAAAGAUGAGCCUGAUAACUGGACCGAGCAGAACCCUUCAGGAGAGGACUGUGCUGCUCUGGGGAAUGACAACAUUGGGACACAUGUGUGGUUUGAUGACUCUUGUGAAAAGAUGAAGAGAUUUGUCUGUGAGAAACUUAUUGCCAGUUAACAUCUUUAUCUUUAAUGUUGAAUAAUAAUGCAAUUUUGACUGAGUUAAUAUUAAAUGACACCAGUAAUGUAGUUUGUUUUUUGAAAAAUGGUCUGCUAGAGCAGGGGUAUUCAAUCAGGGGUCCUCGGCCCCCUAGUGGUCU